Aspergillus thermomutatus is the source of this 1512-nucleotide messenger RNA. RefSeq names its product mismatch-specific DNA-glycosylase. The coding region runs from base 1 to 1512 and encodes 503 amino acids. The record is from RefSeq and is a predicted model, not a curated record. Lineage: Eukaryota; Fungi; Ascomycota; Eurotiomycetes; Eurotiales; Aspergillaceae. Gene Ontology annotation, molecular function: mismatch base pair DNA N-glycosylase activity. The transcript has 3 exons. Gene Ontology annotation, biological process: base-excision repair, AP site formation.
AUGGGAAGACUGAUCAAAAACCACUGGGCCCGCUUGAUCAUCCUCACCGCUGCAGCUUACCAAAUAGGCAGCGCCGUGGAGGGCUUCAUCUGGCCCAAGAUAUUCUGGGACUUCACCACAAAAAACCUGAAUGGCGCUGUAAAACCCACCCCGAUACUCCAAAUCCUCAACCUCAUAAUGGGCUUGCUCGGCAUCGCAUGGGAAUGGCCGUUGAACCUGCUCGCUGGGACCCUACCACACCGCAGCAUCGAAGUGCGACUCAUCAUGUACCCUCUGAGCGCUCUCCUCGCUGCUCUUCUCUACCAGGGGACGGAUCCUGCCAUCUACUAUCUGAUCGGGAUUGCAGUCUACUUCUGGGCGUACACCGAAGGCGAGCAAGGUUCUUCGUCAACAGCAGGCAUGGCGCCACCUGCUCCUGUUUCUGAGGACAUUUCUCAAGCAUAUCAAGAUGAAGCUGGCAUCCACGACGAACACGAUGUCCCCGUGAACAAGAAGACCACUUUCAACGGGAGACUGAACCAAUACUUUCAUACAUCCAAGAACGUCGCACCGACAAAGGACUCGUCGGCAGAGAUGGCCUCAGCACCGAAUCUCCUAACAGCAACAGUCAAGCGCAAAUCCGAGUCUCAAUCAGAAUCAGAACCACCCAGUGAUCCAUCCAGCAAUGACCCGACUCUUCAACCGUCCUUCAAACGACCACGAACCCUACGUUCAAGCCAAUCCUCAACCGUAACCACCAGCCUUACACCGCACAUCACCCGUUCCCGCUCCGCUUCUUCCACCACCACCUCGGCUGCCUCGCUACCUCCAUCAAGACCCGACUCCCCCCUCACACCCUCCACGACACCCGAAGAGACCUCCCGCCCUCGGUCCCUUCGCCGCCAACCCUCCACCCCAGCUACAUCCUCCAUCUGCCUCCUCCGCGACACCAUCCCGCCGAAUCUCACCUUACUGCUGGUAGGCGUAAACCCAGGCAUCAUGACCGGCACCACGGGCUUCGCCUACGCACACCCCUCCAACCUCUUCUGGAAACUCCUGCACUGGUCCGGCAUCACCCCCAUCCGCCACCCGCCCUCAGACACCUACCGCCUGCCGGAACUCUACAACAUCGGGAACACGAAUAUCGUCGAGCGUCCGACGCGGGACGCGAGCAUGCUCAGCAAGGCCGAGAUGAACGCCGGUGUCCCCGUGCUUGAGGCGAAGGUCGCGAAGCAGCGGCCCGAGGCGGUCUGUCUCGUGGGCAAGAGUAUCUGGGAGGCUGUGUGGCGGGUGCGGAAGGGGAGGGCGAUCCGCAAGGAGGAGUUCCGGUAUGGUUGGCAGGAUGAGGCGGAGAAUAUGGGGCGAUGCGAUGGCCCUGGUGGAUGGGCGGGGGCGCGGGUGUUUGUCGCUACGACGACGAGCGGUCUGGCUGCUGGGAUGAGUAUCGCAGAGAAACAGGCCGUGUGGAAUGAAUUGGGGAGCUGGGUUGUCAAGCGCCGUGAGGCUCUUGCAGACAAGCCGCCUAGCCAAUGA